ACAUGAAUUAACACGAGUGUAUGCGUACUGGAGGGAAACUAACUGUGCCUCACUGUACCAGUGAGCGUCAUUUCAACAUCACCCGUAGGGGUCUGCCACUGCAGGCGGGAUCGAAUAUCUCCAAGCCCUCUGACUGCCGGGCAACCUGGGGUUACAAAACAAGCUCUCCGGUCAGCAGUUACAGAACUUAAGAGGGUAACGCAGGAGCUACCGAGGCUAACCUGACAUGGCGACGGCAAUAUACCUGGAACAUUACCUCGACAGUGAGUACAUGGCAGAAGCAUUUGGUUUAUCUGUCACCUGUUUAAAGUUCACUCUGACAGAUUGCAGUUUGCUCUAAUGGACUUAAAUGUUCGGCGGGGACCAACAGCUUAAUACCACCUCGCUGUGAGGUGACUAGUUAGCUCACCGGCUAACUGAUUAGCAUCACGAUAAAGCCCGCAGUGCUGUAAAGUUUGGCUAACUUCUCAGAACUGUCGUUGGACCUGAAACUUUAUUUCGCACAAUUUAUUACAUUCAAUACUUUGAAAUCCCAAACUGUGGAGGUGAAUGUUUAUCCUAGUGGAUAGAAAGCAGAUACGCAUUUACAACCUGUUGGUAACCGCGUUUCCCGUCAACAGUUAAGCGCCGGGGCGGGGAAUUUAAAGUGCGUCAUAAUGUGAAAACACGACACGGUGAAAACCCUCCAACUGUGGACAAGGACCACCUCACACAUGUCAGACUUUUGACUGUUGUUAAACUAAACACAAUUUUUAAAGUAAAGUCACUCCGCUCAUAAAAAGAAUGAUUCUUAUUUGCUCAUGGUGGCACUCCUCAUGUUUUGAAGAUGGACCAGGAAUAGAAACACCUGUCAGUGAAAUCUAGAGCAACACCAUCACCGUUUAUGGCCUCUAUCAUAAAUUUAAAGCACUUUUAAUCACCCUUCUGACUACACCAACAAAAGCUGAAGACAUCUAAGCUCCCUAUCUCUAAAGUGUGUGGUGGAGCUAAUGCAUUGCUUUGCUUUAUCAGUGAAUGGCCCAGUAUGAGAUAAAAAGUUAAAAUAACUGAAUCUCCAAUUGGACGCUUAUCAAAUCAUAAACACUCACUGGCACAUAAUUUAGUUUAAAUUCUUUUAUGUAGUUUAUUAAUGACAGCUAUUCAGCUAGUUUCUGAAAUCUCUAGCAUAACCCCAAAUCAUUUUCUUCCCAUUUAUAUUUAAAAAAAAAAAAAAACAACUAUAAUGUGCCACUGGCUUAGAUGUAUACCAUGAAUAUUAGACAUAGUGAACUUGUAUAUGACUUUCUUUUUUUUUUAUCAUAAUCUCAGUGUUUACCUCCAUAAAAUACUGUGGUUUUAGACGGCUUUGUCCACAAGAGUGCACCAAAAAUUAAAACAAGCCAAAAGUUAUUCACUGGAGCUUUAAAUAACAGAAUAUGAAAUAAAAGGUUGAUUAAAGGUUUUUUGUGCCAUACCAAGUUUCACUGGUUGGUCAUAAAUGUGAGAUAAAUUCAUAAUAACAAUAUUCAAGUUAAAUGAGAAAAACAUCCUGCUGACUUUCAAAAAUAUUGUUCAUGGACCUAUAAUUAAGAGAUAAGAAAUCAGGAACAAGACCUUUCCCCCUUGCACUGAUUUCAGGCAUUAAAAAACAGUCUUGUUGCGAUGGUUUGUUUUUGGAUUUCAUGAAAAGGCAUCAGUAUGAGCUUUUUGCAGGUUUAACCCUAACCUCACCAAAAAGUCAGUACAGCAUGAAAUUUAGUCUGAAAUCACAUAUAUAUUUAGCAGAUAAAUAAUUGAGGUGUGAAAGGAUAAAUAUCUUAGUCCUCUUUUUGUUAUUCUCCUCUCCAGGUAUUGAAAACCUCCCAUGUGAGCUACAGAGGAACUUCACUUUGAUGAGGGACCUGGACAACAGGACUGAAGGUGAUCAUUAUACUCAUAACUUUAUUUUAAAUCUAAAUGUGAUUUUGAUUUGAAGUCCCACACAUGCAUGCACUGUGAUUCAUCACUGUAGAGGAGUUAUAGCUUUAACUGUUCACAUAAAAUGUCCACAUGAAUGAGCAUGUACGAUACCAGGACCACUAAGAGGCUCACCUAACUUGUUAUUAAUGACACCUGUGUAAUUCCUGCUUCGACUUGUCAAAAUAUUGACUGAAAACCUGCAGGCUCGCUUGCCUAUUUUCCAACUCUAAUACUCACGUUCUUGUGCAGAAAAGAAAAUAGAGAUUGACAAACUGGCUGAAGAAUACGUCGCAAAAGUGAAAAACCUGGCCUCGACUCAGAGAGUGGAACACCUGCAGAAGAUCCAGAAUGCCUACAGCAAGUGCAAAGAAUUCAGCGACGACAAAGUCCAGCUUGCAAUGCAGACGUACGAAAUGGUCAGUCAAUGAUCAAGUCUUUACCAUCUGGUCUUUGUUUCUAUGACAGUUUUACACCAUCAAAAUGUAAAAAAAGAGCGUUUUUAGUCACGCAUGCUCAGGUUAAUGAGCUUCUGCCCUGCAGGUGGACAAACACAUCCGCAGGCUGGAUGCAGAUCUGGCCCGAUUUGAGAACGAGCUGAAGGAGAAGCUGGAGCUGAGCGGCCAUGAGAGUGCAGAUGGACGAGGAAUAAAAAGUAAGUUCAGCCAUAUCGCUUCAUGCAGGGAGUCUCUGCAACAGCACUCGUACAAUAUUUCUCCUAUUGCUCACACAGUUCUGCUACAGUAAUACCUCAAGUCAAAGCUACUCUCCUCUCACAUAGAAGCUUCAUCACAUUUCAGAUACACCGCUGAUCCUAGUUCAGUUUAAGAGAGCCAGGAGUAUGUGAAUGGAAACAAUGUUGCUGACACUCACAUUGGCGUCUUUGUUCGUCUUAUCUCAAACCAGACACAUUUCCACCGAAUCCCUCACUCCUCCAUCACAUGACCUUUUUCUUGGAAGAGAAACAUUCAGCUGCAGCAAAUAGUUCAACACAAUUAACUAAUCACAGAAGCAGCUGAUUGUGUUGUCUGUGCAAGCUGCUGCAGAGAGAAUACAUUCUGCAUAUUUUACCAUCACAUUGUUACAUGCAGUGCCUUGUGAAUGGUUUGUCUCACGGUGAGGGUAGGUAUCAGGACUUUAACCGUUUGAUUGUUUUUUUGUUUUGUUUUUUUUCCUGGCGUUUGAACAAGCCUUUUUGAGGUGCUUCCAUCAAACACAGAUUUCCUCUGAGAUUGUUCUGAAUCCAGCCUGAAGUUGCUCCUCCACCUCCUUAAAAAGCUUGCCAUUCCGUGUCAUCCAUGUACUUUUAAAAUUUAAGGCCUAUUAGCCGAUUCAACAUGAACUACGUCAUGUUGUUGGUCCAAAAGUGUGUUUUGCUCUUGCAUUCACCAUGUUGACAGUGUCUUGGUUUCUACUACACAUCUUCUGUUGAACAAUAAGCUGACUUCACUGUUAUACAUCUAGGUCAAAGCCCGGCAUCCAAACACUGGAGCAUGUGCAAAAUGGGGGUCACUUCAAAGGGGUUGUAUGUUUUGUGUGUGUGUGUGUGUGUGACUUAUAAUCAUUUAUUAUUCAUGGGAAACAAACUCUGGGGAUUGUCCUAUAAAAAAAAUACUGAAACUCCAAUUUUAAGGGAAAUAUUUUUUCAAAUAAAAACACAGAUUGUGUGGAUGUAGCCCUAAAAGCUUUCAGCAUAAAAAAAUUCCUUAUCAAAUGAGAGAAAUACGCCAUUGCACAUCUAUGAACAUCUUUAAUUAUUUAUUUUUUUACACAGAGGCCGAAACUCGAGGGUUGAGAGAGAAACGUGGAUCCAGGGGACGAGUGAGGAAAAGUUCAGAUGAAGAUUCACCGCGUAAAAAAAAGAUAAAAAACAGGUACCUCUGCUCAGUCGGGGGCUCUAUGAGCCUGUCAGAUUUGAGUUGAACUGUUUAUUUACUGUGACUCAUCAAUCCACCCCUCAUCAGAUCAUAACCAGUCUUAAUCAUCCUGUUUGUUCUGUCAUCCUUUCAGCCCAGACCUGAGCGAUGCGCUGCUCCCGAUGCAGCCGUCAGAUGUUCUUGACAUGCCGGUGGAUCCCAAUGAGCCCACCUACUGUCUGUGUCAUCAGGUGUCGUAUGGAGAGAUGAUCGGAUGUGAUAACCCUGAUGUAAGUUUUCAUUUAUUGCAUUUCUCUUCUAUCAGAAUUGCUUGAACCUCUUGUUUUAAAUACCAACGUUUUCUUUCUGUCUUCAGUGUCCGAUUGAGUGGUUUCACUUUGCAUGUGUUGAUCUCGCCACCAAACCCAAAGGAAAAUGGUAAGAGCUUUGAAUUAAUCCGUGGGUUGUUAACUUAGAGUUGUUCUUAAUUAUUUAUCAGAGUUUGACUUCAACAUCCUUUCUCUCUUGUCUUUGGAAUCUCUCAGGUUUUGUCCAAGAUGCACCCAAGACAGGAAGAAGAAAUGAUUGUUUUCAUGUCAGCUGUACUCACCUAAUAAUGUAUGUAUGUUUGGUGUAGUCUAAUAGUGUUAUAUAUAAAUACAUAUAUCUAUAUAUAUGUCCUUGGUCCUAUAACUCUCCAUAGAAGUGGUAGGUCAAACAUGUAUUUCAAAGGUCUGAUGUGGAUUAGGAGUGUAGCUGCACCUGUGCACCAACAGACUCUCUCAUGAUAUGUUAGUUUCUGUGUCAUCUGAUUUCAGCCUGCUGUUUUUGUCCUAAAGCACUCUGGGUAAAUUAGUCUAAAAGUUGCACAAAUGGUCACCAAUCAGAGCGUCUCCUUUCACUUCAGUCUCUUAGUGUAAAUACUGUUCUCAUCAAUAUCCUCAGAAAUCCUGGAUUGUGGCUUUAGCAUACUUGAAAUGUCAAUUUUAUAAAGAUGUAUUUUUUAAACAAAUUAAAAUCCUGCUGAAAUUUUAGAGUUUAAUUUAAACACCUAAAUCCUUACUGAACUUUGUGGUAAGAGGAACUAUGUGUCAGAUUUUCAGUUACCUACCUCCUUGGGGAAAAUAUCGACACUGCACAAACGACUGCAAAUGAUACCGCUGUAAAAAUGUUUUGAGUUAUCUUAAACCAAACCGUGUAAAUUCAUUUAAUUUUGAGAAAACCUGUGACACCUUUGAAUGUAUUGUGGUACUUUUGGUCGGUGGGUCAGUGUCUCCUCUCAGCUGAACGAGGUCUUUACGCACUUUGAAUGAAAAUUUCCCUGAAGAGGUUUGAAACAUGCAGGCUUGGUUUUAUGAAAGUUUAUCUCCUUUCGAACUUUGCCAUCACUUCAAACCACAUUGAAAUAGAAAAGUUUAUAUAUGUUUUGUAUAAAUGAAACAAUAUUUUGUGGACACAGUUUUUUCCAAAGAUAUAUUUGUUGUAUUGAUUACUUACCAGUGUACACUUAAAAUUUUAUUUAAUGGGAUUUUAGCAUCUUCUUUCAUUCUGGACUGUGAAUAUCACUCAUUUAGGUGUAAGCCACAAAUUAAGAGAGCCAAAGUCUUUGUAUUUUGUAAAAUGCAGUAUUUUAUAACAAAUAAAUAUUCACUAUAA
Molecule: messenger RNA, 5447 nt
Organism: Xyrichtys novacula (pearly razorfish)
Lineage: Eukaryota; Metazoa; Chordata; Actinopteri; Labriformes; Labridae
Source: the annotation of a GenBank genome assembly